Messenger RNA from Aspergillus neoniger CBS 115656, 824 nucleotides. RefSeq lists its product as uncharacterized. Bases 258 to 563 code for a protein of 101 amino acids. The transcript is spliced from 2 exons. Lineage: Eukaryota; Fungi; Ascomycota; Eurotiomycetes; Eurotiales; Aspergillaceae. The record is from RefSeq and is a predicted model, not a curated record.
CUAAAAGCCGUUCCAUAUGGAAUGGUACUGUAUCUACCUACGGAUAUGACAAAUCAUGAUACAUGAAGAGGAAAUAACACAAGACAUCCUACCUAACUAACUAACAAGUAUUUGCCCUCCGGUCUCACCGGAUGAUUUGAGUGCCCAAGGUUCUGGCCGAAGUACGGGCCGCCCGCCUCGCGUCGAGACAGCCUUUGGGCUCUACACGCCAGCGACACUUUGGGUUCUGAAAAUCUCCCUGGACGGCUCAUGCAAGAAUGCCUUCGUUAUGGACCACAGCAUACAAUCGGGAAGAUCAAGAAUAUGGAUCGAUGCUCUGUCUUCGUUGGGGCCGUUUCUUGGAGAAAAAGCAAAAGAGCACACCGAAUCCUGGACGCAUCAGCUCCCCUGCUAGGGCGACGUGGAAGCCUCGAUCGCGAACUAAUGGCGCAACCCUGCAAGAAAAGAUCUUCGAAAUCUUACGGGUCGAUGGAUUAUCGACCUUCCUAUUUAGUCUAAUAGUCUGCGUCGACAAAGGGCUGCUGCGAGCAAGGGAGCCAGGAUACCCUGACUCUCAAAGCUGACAAGCUUGCCUUGGCUUUCAGUCGUCCGCACUGACCUUGCACCUGAACCUAGGAUAUCCUGGCUGUCUCUUCGUUUUGUCUUGCGGUACCCUGCGUGUGCUCUUAGCGCGGGCCACAGCAACUUGCACACCUGAAACUACUCCGAACAGAAAGGAUAAUCCUUGUCUAGGAGGCGUUUGUAUUGUACGUACGCUUUGAAUCAAAUUGGCAAUCCGUACAUACACGGAAGAUGUCUUCAUAUAAUCGAUGGUCUCAGCUUAA